AUGAAGUUUAGCUCAACAAUUAGCGCCUUAUGGGCCGCCUCGGCGUUCGUGACUGCCAAUCCGUUAUUGCGCAGAGACACAAACGCAUCAGUCUCCACUGCCAGCAACUACACGCAGACCGCCACAAUUUCCGAUGCGGCAUCGACCACAGACUCGAUCUUGACUGUGACACAAGGCAGUUUCGGCGCUUUGUUCAAACCCAAGGUGAUGAUCGUCAAUAUGUUUUACAAGGAAGAGUCCGCUUGGAUUCAAAACCUAGAGCUCAUGUACAACAUCUCAGUUCCAAUGUUGUCACCAGAAUACCCAUAUGUGCACGCAAACUCGAACUACUCCAUCAUGUCCAUCACUACGGGUGAAGGUGAGAUCAACGCUGCCUCUACCAUAACUGCCUUGUCGAUGUCUCCACUUUUCGAUUUGACCGACACUUACUUCUUGAUCUCCGGUAUUGGUGGUGGGUCUCCCGACAAGACCACCAUUGGCUCUGUGACGUUUGCAAAGUACGCCGUGCAAGUGGGUUUGCAGUACGAAAUUGAUUCUCGUGAAAUUCCAGCCAACUGGACUUACGGUUAUGUUAAUUUGAAAACUAACCAGCCAAAUGUGUACCCAGCCACCAUCUACGGUACCGAAAUCUUUGAGCUAAACGAAAACUUGAUGAAGAGAGCCAUGCACUUGGCCUCUAAUGUGACUUUGAACAACGGUACCUCUGGUAACGUUGCUUUCCGUCAACAAUACAACUCGUCUCAGGCCGCCUACGGUGGUCCUAAGAUCCUUGCUUGUGACACGGCCACCUCGGACGUCUACUGGUCGGGCGCUGUCUUGGAGCAAGCCUUCAGUGACUACGUUUCUACCGUCUCAAACAACUCUGCCACCUACUGUUCAACACAACAAGAAGACAAUGCAUCUUUGGAAGCUUUCGUGCGUGCCGCUAAGCACGGCCUGAUCGAUUAUUCACGUAUCACUAUCAUGCCUGGUAUUUCAGACUUUGACAGAGCACCAGAAGGAUACAGCGCUACUGACUUCUUCUUUGCUAAGAGUUUACAGGGUGGAUCCAGUAGCGCUUUCACCAAUUUGUACAUUGCCGGUCUGCCAUUCGUGAAAGACAUUAUUGCACAGUGGGACACUCUAUACAAAGUUAAUCAAUUUGAGCCAAAGAACUACAUCGGCGACUACUUUGAAACUUUGGGAGGUGUAAAGAACUUUGGUUUGGAGGAUUAG
Lachancea nothofagi CBS 11611 is the source of this 1215-nucleotide messenger RNA. Lineage: Eukaryota; Fungi; Ascomycota; Saccharomycetes; Saccharomycetales; Saccharomycetaceae. The record is from the annotation of a GenBank genome assembly.